AAAUUCAAUGACAUAAAGCAGAAACUGGCGGGAAACAGCCCACGUGAGCUCUUAUCAGCUGAUUUCGAAUGAAUUCGUUCUAGAUGUCAAUUGUGAUAAAAUGAUGGUGAUUCAAUUUCAAUUUCAAUAAGUGGCUCCAGGCUUCACUAAGAAUUUCGCCCCAACAUCAUUACAUGGAUUGUAAACGAUGUAUUGAUUCGAAGAUGUAAUCGAGCAAUGAACACGAUUAGCACAGAGAAAUUUUACGGCGGCAAGGUAUGUAAGCAAAAACCCAAGUCCAACACUCACUGGGUGAAGGUACAUCGCGUCAUGCCGUCGCAUAUAUUGGGCCCGACGCAGUAUUGGAAGGAAUUUCCAAAACAAGCGGAUGCACUGGCCGCAGCUGCUGAACGUAGCACGAAAACCGACACACUUUGCACUUUCGUGUAUCAGCGAACCAGUGAUGGUAGCCGUAAAUUCGUCGUUGCACAUCCGGAGGUGUACUGGUGGUAUUACAAAGCCAAGCCGCAGGAGGAGAGAUGUUCAUACGAGGUAAUACCAAAAGGUUCGCCAUGCUGGCUAUAUCUGGAUUUAGAAUACCCAAUUCAAUUAAAUCCCCUCUGCGAUGGCUCACACAUGACUAGAACACUGAUUGACAUUAUACGCACAUAUCUACUUAAUCACUAUCACUUGUUGUGUGAUAGAAAUAGCAUUUUAAUACUGGAUUCUACUUCCAGUGAGAAAUUCAGCAGACAUGUUAUUUUUACCAUGAAAGACAUGGCUUUUAAAGAUAACUCGCACGUUGGUAGAUUCAUCAAAACCAUAUACAAUGAUAUUAUGUUUUACUUAAACUCUGAUAUCCAGUCACAUGGAAUAUUAAAACACUUCAACAAAGCAGACAUUGAAGAAAUGCUGGUGGUAACAAAGCAUGGCAAGAAAUUGUUUAUUGACAAUGGUGUCUACACCAAAAACAGACAUUUUAGAGUGUAUCUAUCCACCAAAUGGGGAAAACAAUCGUACUUAACAAUGUCUCCAGAUUGUACACAUACUCCAUUGAAUAAAUGUAAAGAGAAGGAAUUGGGAAUCUUCCUGGAUUCCCUAAUAUCAUAUUUUCCAAACAAGCCAAAUUUAAUUCUACUAGAGUUUCUCAAUCGUAGCAAUGUAACAGCUCAACUCUAUUCUAAAGUGUUAACACAAACUGUUCGUGAAGAUAACAACCAGACGUCACCAUAUCCCGAAAUAGAUAAAUACAUUCAAAGUAUCAUUGAUCCUGGCAAGAUACGAGUCACUAAAUAUUUUGAUAAAACGAAAAUACUAAGUUAUGAGAUUUAUGGUAACAGAUUUUGCGAGAACAUUGGCAGAUGGCAUAAAAGCAACAAUGUCUAUUGGAUUGUGGAUAUGAAUAAGAAUGAGAUAUACCAGAAGUGUCACGACGAAGACUGCUCGGGUUUUACGUCUGCUCCAAAAAGUUUACCAGAAGAGAUAAUUUUUAUGUUAGACACAGAAGGUGAUACUCUCAUAUCCAGUCUGAUAAUAGAUGAAAACAUUAUAUAAGACGAUAUCUUAGGAUUAGAAAAUCUUUUUUUUAUAAACGUAAACAAAAUUUGUAAAAAUGUAUGUACACAAAUAUUUCUGAUUGUGCCUUAAUAAAUUUAUUUUCAGCAUA
Messenger RNA from Odontomachus brunneus, 1645 nucleotides. RefSeq names its product DNA-directed primase/polymerase protein-like. Lineage: Eukaryota; Metazoa; Arthropoda; Insecta; Hymenoptera; Formicidae. Gene Ontology annotation, biological process: error-prone translesion synthesis; response to UV; mitochondrial DNA replication. Gene Ontology annotation, molecular function: chromatin binding; DNA-directed DNA polymerase activity. The record is from RefSeq and is a predicted model, not a curated record. Gene Ontology annotation, cellular component: nucleus; mitochondrial matrix. Bases 217 to 1533 code for a protein of 438 amino acids. The transcript is spliced from 4 exons.